ACAGUUAAGUUGGUUUAUGUUCAGUUCAAACAAUUGAGGUUCAUCUUGAUUUCUAAUCAGGACAGAAUUCGUGAUCGCUUGACUGUUUAAAUACACAAACAGUUAAUUUUUGUAUUUUCUGGACUAUUUAUUUCAAUUUACAGAUAUACUUUAACAUUAAGAAUUUGCCUAAAAACAAAUUGUUACGUUUUGUUUGCUAAGACAUUUAUUAAAAUGGCAGCAAUUAAUAUCGCUUCUCUUGCCAUAGGCUCUGAUGAAGUUAAGGAUUUUAUUUGUUCGUCAUGCGAAAAGCAAGCAAAUGCAGAUUUUUACUGCAAAACAUGUUUGAAACUUUAUUGUGGGAAAUGUAUUCAGUUGCAUGAUAAGUGGUCCCCAAAACAUUCAACUUAUGGAAGGAAUGACAUGAAAAAAUGGCCACUUUCGAAAAAGUUGGAGCAAUUUCUAUUAAAGUGUGAAGCGCACAAGGACGACACAAUUGAAAUGUUAUGUGAUGACCACCGUCAGCUGUGCUGCACAAAGUGUGCCUUCAAAAAUCACAGCCAGUGCAGUAAAGUGACCCAGAUUUCGGAGCUGACCAACUCGCAGCCCACAGGCCUAGAGGGGCUGUCAGUGGAGCUGGAAACUGUCCUGGGGGAAAUUAAAACCCUGCAAAUCAGUCAGAAGGCCAGCAUUCAGUCAUUGCAGAGAACAUACAAGGAACAUAGUGCAGUUAUGAUAGAGCAAAUGCUUGGCAAUUUAAAUACUUAUAUAGAUGAAUGUGAUAAUAAUUCUGUGGGUACAUCAGGCGGAAAUGAGCAAUAUUUAAAAGAAGAGAUGUGUAGGAGUGUUCUCUCUAUCGUGAAUGAAUUUGAUAAUAUUACUACGAAGGAACUUAACGAGUUGAAAGAUGAAGUUUUAAGUAUUAAAGAGUCAGUUACAAGUUCUAUUCAUAAAUGCACCACUCUUCACAAUGACUUGUCACAAUUCCAUGAACUUGUUCAGAAAAUUGGAGAUAAUAAGGAGCUCUGUCUUAUAGCCAGCAUAAAAUGUAAGCAUAUAAUACAGCAAGCAUUGACUCUGCUAGGAAAGUCAGGCAAGGCGUUUCAUGUCCAGCGGAAGUCUGUGCACAAUGUGAGAAUACCAAGUGAUUCAUAUGAAUGUAGUAUCGCAGGCAUAUGUGUUCUGACUGAUGGGCAGGUGCUGGUCGCAGAAAGUGAGAAUAAGAGGAUCAAGCUGCUGAACCAGCAGUACCAGGUGGUGAGUCACUGUGAUGUGACUGCUUGGCCAUGGGACAUAUGUUUGAUCACAUCCAGUGAGGUUGCAGCGGCUGUGGAUACUUUCAACAAACAUGAGGUCCAGUUUAUCACUGUCAACCAGGGAAAGCUUGUUCCUGGCAGGAAGUUUCAGUUACAACAUGAAUGUACAUGUAUUACCCAUCACCUAGGAGACCUUUUUGUCACCUCUGGUAAAGAAUUGUACAAAUACACAUUGAGUGGCAAACAGCUCUGCAGACUCUACCAAGAUAGAUCAGCUGAUUUGACAGUAUACAAGUGUGCUGUGAGUCCCACAGGAGACAGGCUGUACAUCACCAACUACUACAGGCAGUACAAGCUUGUCACCCUGGCCAGGGAUGGCACACUCCUGGCUACAUACACAGACCCAGCACUACGUAUCCCAUCUGGUCUACAUGUGACCCCUGCAGGCCAGGUGCUGGUCUGUGGAUGGGGGUCCCACACUGUUCUACAGGUGGGCUGGGAGGGGCAGAGUAAGCUGGCUACGCUGGCUACUGAGGAGGAUGGAGUGGGGUACCCACGGUCAGUCUGCUACAGCAGCACCACAUCCUCCAUCAUUGUGGGACUGUGGGAGGACAACAACAUCCUGGUGUUCAGAGUGGAAUAGUGUGUACAUUCGCUGCUGAGUCAACGAUGCUGAGGAUGUGGUGGACAAGGAUGACCUGAAUACGCAGAAGCAACUGCUAAGCACAGAAGACAUAGGAGUAGUGAAAGGCUCAGCCAAAUCAAAGUCCAGCAAUGUGAGGGUGACACAGCCUUUCAAGUCCUCGUAUUGCAACAUGAAGGACAUUUAAGCUGAAACUAACAAGGGAGAGAACUGUAGAUCUGCACCAGCACAGAGCACCAGCAUUGAUAUCGAGUUGGCCCAGCAACCACACCAGUCCCGCCUGCAGAAGCCCCAGUCCAGAUUGACCCUCCCCCUCCAUUGACUUCUAACUCCUCCCCCUUGACCUCCUGCCUCAAAAAGUCAGCAUCGUUGAACAACUCUGUUCUGCAGGAAAUUCUUAGGGUGAUUCUGUUCUGACAAACGCAAUGCCCACGUCACGUUUUCCAAACAUAAGCCUGGGUAGUUUUGUUAAGCUAGAGUUCCGCGUGGGCCUGAAAGGGACGAGUGUUACAGACACGAAAAGUUAUAGCAGUAGUUAUGGUAACGCUAACAGUCAGUUGUUGCUGUUGGACAUCACAACAAAUAUCAUGAAGAAUAAAAAGUUCAAUCACUUGUUCCAAUCUUUAUGGGACAAACAGAAAUUGAACAGGAGAGAAUCAAGGAACAAUAAAAGCGUGAGCUUUCCUAGUGGCAUACGUCUGCUGUUGAUAGUUUGGACAACAGUAGGGUUACGGACUGCCCCAGAUUGUCCUCUCAGCGGCCAAAAUAUCAUAAUAGAACAGACUUUUGGCAAUGUUACUGACAAAAAAAAGGCAAAAAUGACUUGGUUGUGAACACCAAGAGCGCGAUACAUCCAUGCUGACACAUAAAGGGCGGUAAUAACUUGGUUUUGAAAACCCAGAGCACAAUACAUCCAUGCUGACACAGAAAGGAAGUAAUGACUUGGUUGUGAACACCCAGAGCACGAUACAUCCAUGCUGACACAGAAAAUAGUAAUGACUUGGUUGUGAACACCCAGAGCAGGAUAUAUCCAUGCUGUUACAGAAAGGCAGUAAUGACUAUGCUGUGAACACCCAGAGCACAAUACAUCCAUGCUGACACAGAAAGGCAGUAAUGACUUGGCUGUAAACACAGAGCACAAUACAUCCAUGCUGACACAGAAAGGCAGUUAUGACUUGGUUGUGAACA
Molecule: messenger RNA, 3066 nt
Organism: Dreissena polymorpha
Lineage: Eukaryota; Metazoa; Mollusca; Bivalvia; Myida; Dreissenidae
Exons: 6
Coding region: 214-1878 (554 amino acids)
Molecular function (GO): protein binding; zinc ion binding
Source: RefSeq, a predicted model, not a curated record